AUGAUAUUUAUUUGGAUGUCGAUCUUCAUCCCAAGUGGGACGAUAGCUCAGUUGGGAGAGCGUGCGAUUGAAGUUCGCAAGGUCGCUGAGUCUAAUGGUGCAUCAAUCGUCAUCCCAAAUGGGACGAUAGCUCAGUUGGGAGAGCGUGCGAUUGAAGUUCGCAAGGUCGCUGGUUCGAUCCCGGCUCGUCCCAUUAACUUUUUGCAUUUUCUUUUUGUAAAUCAAUCGAUCUACCUAGCUAGGCAUUCCAAGAAGUCCCUCGGCAAGAGACGUGUGAAAAUCGGUUGUUGUAUUGUGGACGCGAGUAUUGCGCGCCGAGAUGGAAGGAAGGCGACGUGUUAA
Molecule: messenger RNA, 342 nt
Organism: Penicillium hordei
Lineage: Eukaryota; Fungi; Ascomycota; Eurotiomycetes; Eurotiales; Aspergillaceae
Exons: 3
Coding region: 1-342 (113 amino acids)
Source: RefSeq, a predicted model, not a curated record